Molecule: messenger RNA, 1102 nt
Organism: Daldinia decipiens
Lineage: Eukaryota; Fungi; Ascomycota; Sordariomycetes; Xylariales; Hypoxylaceae
Exons: 1
Coding region: 169-984 (271 amino acids)
Source: RefSeq, a predicted model, not a curated record
GUGAGACACAAGGCUGAAAAUCAUACUGAAUCAUAAAAUUUAUCGAAAACGCCACCUUAUUCUUACACACCUGUCACCUGUAACCUGUAAUCAACAUCAUACGGUUCCCAUGAAGCUAUGAGCCGUUUGACAACUCAUCAGUUGGACAGGGGACGGCCUAGGUAAAUCAUGACAAGCUUGCAUCUUGCCCGACCCCUAGGAAAACCACGGCUUCCACAUUAUGAACAAUAUGUUUCUCUCCAAAGAUGGAUAAGCAAUGAGAGAGCUCCUACGGAUGAACGCCGCCCAAAACGCCCACAAUCAAGCACCUUUUCGAAUAGCUCAGGAAGAUCUACAUUUGAAGGGGAAAUCCAACCUGGUGAUCAUGUCAUUACUUUCUGCAAAAAGUACCAAGUCUCGUUCCCUUCAGUCCUACGACGCGCUCCUGGAGUAAAAUUGACGCCGAAUCCGUUCGGGUUAGGUGUCAUGAUUUCUGAGAAGCAUUGCUUCAACAAGCAAUCGUUGAGAUAUCUGGAUAAAUAUGAACAACCUUUUACCAAAUCGGUUUUGGAAAUGUACAUUGCCCAGAAAAAGCAGCCUCUGUGGUAUUCGGUCUAUUCUGUUCCUACAACCUCGCCUCUUCCGUGCAGAGUAGGAGCAAGAAGAAUACGACAUGCGUUUCGUGAUGCAUUGGCUGCUCACGGAUAUGACCUGGAGGGCAGAAAAAUUACGACGGACAAUUCUAUCAUUGCGGAUUUGCAUGGGACAGUAAACAUCGUCUGCGCGGAUCCAAAGGCUGCUUGCAAUCUGAAAUUCCCAGAACUCUUAAAGCAAGCGAACAAAAUUGUGUCUGGCAUUGAGCCUAUGCUUGCACGAGACAAAGAUGGCAAACGCAUGCAUGUAAUGCAAAACUAUCGACAACCUAAGCAGCAGCACUCAAAAUCGCUGUGGAAGUCGAUGGAUAAUAUGAAGGCUAAAACACAAUCCCGCAGUCGUGCCAAAUAAUAAAUGAUGCCUACUCUAAACACUCAUAAAUAUAUAAAGACAUAUUACGAGGAACAUAUCAAUAUAUCUCGAUACAUAAAAUGGAUGUUAUGCCUUAAGAAAUAAAAAUCACUGUCAC